AAAGAGCCGCAGCAGCAGCAGCUGUCAUCUGCAGCAGCAGCCUGAAGCAGCGGACAUGGAGGAGAAGAAGAAGAAGUCCUCCAGGAAGUCUCUGAGAACUCUGUUCUCCAGAACCGAACCGGGUCCGGACGACUCUGCGCAGAAACAGCAGGACAGGAAGAAGUUCAAGUUCCCGAAGCUGAAGAUGAAAACGAAGAUGGAGGCAGAGAGGCAGCAGGAGGUCCGGACUCCAGAGGACGAAGACAGGCCGGCCUCCCUGAAGAAGGCUUCCUCUGUCUGCGCCACCGAGUCCAGGUCAAAGGUCCGUCUCUUCAGUUACUCGGACUUGGAUCUCAGGUCUCCUCGUCGUUUUGCUUCGUUCUCCUUCGGCCUGAGGAAGAGGAGGAGGAGGGAUGAAGAGGACCUCUCCAGGAGCGCCUUUGGUCUCCAUAGCAACCAGCAGGCUGAAGAGGAGGAGAAUACCGUCUCCCGCCUGGAUCUGGACCGGGCCGACCCGAAGACCCGGUUCAGUUUGUCUCAACCCGAACUCGAUACCAGUGGAACCUUCAACAUCCCGUCUCCUCCGCCCCCGUCCUCCAACCGGGCCGAACCGUCCUCCUUCACUGCAGGGUUGUUAACCAGAACCCGACCGGAACCGGAGGAGCUUCUCUCCAACAGAACCUCCAGAACUCUGAUCGCCUCCAACCCGGAGUUUCCGGUUCCGACGGCCCGAACACAAGCCCCGGCUGUUCCCGGCCUCCGGUCCAAUCAGGCAGAACCAGGUGCGGACCAGAACUUCACGUCAUCCGCUGCAUCGGGAAAAGGGGAUGGUUCUGAUGGUCCGAGUCCGGUUCCAGAACCUCACGGUACCUUAGGACUCCGUUCUUUGGUUCUGGAGCAGCGGACCGGUUCCUCCACGCGGGACUCGGGUUCAACUCUGGGCGAACCGGAACCUGAAGAAGCUUUAACGCUCUCUACAAUCCCAGAACCGGAACCGAGCAGCUCCGAAACGAAACCGACGGUACCAGGUGAAGGUAAGCUGGACCUGAAAGUACCAGUUGAACUUUCAGAACUGGACCCGGCGGUACCUGCUGUCUCAGCUGCAAGUUCUGAUCCAGAACCGGACGCGGCGGUGCCGCCGCACAGCCCUGGUCCCGGUUCGGGUCGGGAUUCGGUGUUCGGAACUCUGUAUAAGUCUCUGUCUCCUCGGUUCUUUCUGGUUCGGUCUCCGGACCGGGUCCCAGAGCCAGAACCGCCUGGGGUCCAGACCCUCCCUCUAGUGUCACCUGACCCCGGCGCAGGUUUUUCCGGUUCUGCUGAAACCAAACCGAGCCGUGUGAUUCGGGUUCGGACCGCUUCCCACAGCGGAGGCCUGGUUCCCGCUUCUCCGGUUACCGCAGCGUCUCCGGGGACGGACUCUCGGGUUUCCGGCUCUGAACGCAGACUGGUUCCGGUCGGACGGCAGAUCGCAGCAGACUGCUUGCCUCCGGAUCACGGAAUGAACGUUCAGGACUUCUCCGAACCUCCCGAACCGGACCGGGCUCUGAGUCCGGCCUACCUGAGCGUCGGUUCGGACGACGGCGCGGAGCUUUACUUCAGCGCCCCGGAGGAAACCCCGGAGAGCGGAGAGGAGGCGGACCUGCGGGACGGCUGGGGGGAGGUUGAGACCCCCAGAGGUCAGAGGUCAGAAGCGAAAGCAGAAACAGCCUCGGCACAGGUGAGAGUGUGGGAGGAGCCGGCGCCACCGGUUCCGCAGGUAAACAGGCUGCAGGAAUGCGGCUCGGCCCCGCCCGCCGUCGGUGCGCCGGUGGAGGGAAAUCAGGCCGCAGAAACCGAAGAUCCCGCUCAGAAAGCUCCGAACCUGCCGGGACCGGUUCUGGUUUCUGACCCCAGGAGAACCGAGGAAACCCGAGAGGAGCUGCGAGUCCGGCCGCGAGGAGAGGAGGAGGAGGAGGAGGGAGAGGAGCGCACCUUCACGCGUCCUGAUUCCGCCGCCGGCCGUCCCGAGGGGGCGGGGACCAGGACGCGCCGCUUUAACGGAGCCACAACGACGCAGCGACAGGUGCCAGACCUGACGUCGGCUCUGGACGCGCGCAGACCGCCUGGCGACCCGCAUCCAGCCCGCGCCGCGGCUGACCUGGACCGCAGCUGCCAGCCUACAGAACCAGAACCAGAACCAGACGACAGGAUGAGUUCAGGCUACAGCAGCCUGAGCACCACGCUGACCCUGAAGAACCCGUCUCCUCCCAGAGAGGAGGAACCCAAACCUCGCUUCCACAAAGUGUCCCUGGUUACCAUGGAAACCAGCAGCAUGCCCGAGCCAGACGAUCCGGAACCGGAGUACAAGUGGAAGAACCGUUUUCAGGGCGUGACUCAGUUUAAAUCCAGCAGGUCUCCCCUCCCUGAAGACGAUGAACCUUCCUCACACUUCGGCUCCUCAGACAGCUCUGUGUACCUGAGCCCCGCUGGAGGCGGGGAGUGGAGGCGGAGCCUGCUGGAGGGGGAGGAGUCAGCUGCUCCUGCAGGUAAAGAGGACGAGCGGCUGAAAGGAGAGACGGAGUGGAGGAAGCCGAGGUGGGAGCUGGAGCCGCUCUCUGCGUCCUCCUGCAGCACCGAAGACAACGACUCCUUCUUCACCGGAGUCUUCAAGGCCACCCUGGUGGACCUGACCCCUGACCCCCCAACCUCUCCUGACUCCCCAACGUCCCCCAACGUCGACUCCCCCGUCAACGACAUGGACAGUCUGGUGGACACCCUGAGAAGCAUGGGGCCCUCUCAGAGGCCCCGGAGCACCGGCGUGCGAGCGACUCCUCCUCCACUGGUCUCCACCCUGUCCCCCAUCAGAGAGGACACAGGGAGCACCGUCAUCUCCACCCUGUCCCCCAUCAGAGAGGACACAGGGAGCACCGUCAUCUCCACCCUGUCCCCCAUCAGAGAGGACACAGGGAGCCCCGUCAUCUCCACCCUGUCCCCCAUCAGAGAGGACACAGGGAGCCCCGUCAUCUCCACCCUGUCCCCCAUCAGAGAGGACACGGGGAGCACCGUCAUCUCCACCCUGUCCCCCAUCAGAGAGGACACGGGGAGUCCCUUUGUCCGUAGCACCCCCCAGAGGACAGUGGAGCCCCAGAACCAGCUGUACACCCUGCCAUUGGACCUGGGCCUGAAGAGGAACAUCUCCAGAGACGCCCGCUCCCCAAUGGAGCUGAUGAAGAGUCAGGAGCUGACCUCCUCGCUGCACAACGGCAACGGCACUCCUUCGUCUCCCACCACCGGCUCCCGCCUCGACAACAGUGUCCUCUUUGGCUCUUACCGCUCCUCAAACUCGGACCUGAAGCUGGAAAACGGGACCGCCCACCGGCCGCUGUUCAGCUCCCUGCCGGACACAGGAACCCUGGGAAUGAGACUGUGGGAGACUGGUGAGGCGGGGCCUGUUGGGGACGUAGCAGGGUCCCGUCUGGAGCGCCUCUCCUUCCUCGUCAACUCAUCAUCAUCCCUGAACGGAGACGCCGGCCCCGCCAGGAUCAGCCGAUCAUCCUCCUUGAUCCUGGGCUCCCCCACCUCCAACAGCCCCACCCAUUUGCUCAGCCCCACCGGCUCCAUCGACCCUCACCGGGCCCCCACCAUUUCAGAGCCCCACCUGUUUAGCCAGGGGCCCAGGGGCCUACAGAGGAGCCUCAGCUAUGAGGGGCUAUCACAGGCAUCCUUGUUCAGCAGUUUGUCUGGAGGGCCACAGUUCAGCAGUUUGUCUGGAGGGCCACAGUUCAGCAGUUUGUCUGGAGGGCCACAGCUUAGCAGCGUUCAGGCAGGGUCCCAAUUCAACAGCGUUCACAGAGGGUCCCAGCUCCAGAACCAGCGAGAUGAACCAGACAGCAACCUGAUGUCCAAGUAUCGAGCCUUCCCAGACGCCUAUCUCACCAAGGAGAAGGAACACGGGAAGCUGAACCCGCGACCAGGAAAGAUUUACAUCUUCGACCGGCCGGGAAUGUGCGGCCGCAGGAUGGAGAUCCGCGGAGACGUCAUGGACGCCACGUCCUGGGAGCUGCAGGACACCAUCUCCAUCAGGGUGGUCCGAGGAGGGUGGGUUCUCUAUGAAAAGCCCAACUUUAAAGGGGAGAAGAUCGCCCUGGACGAGGGAGACGUGGAGCUCACCUGUCCCUUCAGCCCACCUGAGGAGGUGCUGCGGAACGGACAGGAAGAGGAGAAGAAGAACAGAGAAACAGAGGAGCAGAGUGAGGAGAAACCGACCCAGAAGUUCAUCAUCGGAUCGAUUCGCAGAGCGGUCAGGGACUACAGCGUUCCAGAGAUCGGUCUCUUCCCAGAGGAGAACGCGGAGGGGAAGAAGGUGGUUUUCCGGGACACGGCGGAGGACGCCAGGAUCUUCGGGUUUCCCAUCAAAGCCAACUCCAUCAUCGUGAACGCCGGGCUCUGGCUGGUCUUCGCGCAGCCCUUCUUCCAGGGCGUUCCUCGCAUCCUGGAGGUGGGGGGCUACUCUAACCCUGCGGCCUGGGGGGUGGAGCAGCCCUACGUGGGCUCAGUGCAUCCCCUCAAAGUGGGAGAACCUCGGGUGGAGAACAUGAGCGAACCCAAGAUGGUGAUCUACGAGAAGCCAUACUUCUCCGGGAAGUCCAGGACCAUCUCCUCCAACAUGAGGGACUUCAUGAGCCGGACGGACCGCCAGCAGAACCUCUUCAUGGCCAGCCUGGGCUCCCUGAAGGUCCUGGGAGGAAUCUGGGUGGGAUACGAGAAGGAAGGUUUCCGUGGUCACCAGUACCUGCUGGAGGAGGGCGAGUACCACGACUGGAGGGUGUGGGGGGGCUGCGACUCCGAGCUGCGCUCCGUCAGGAUCAUCCGGGCGGACCUGACGGACCCGGUGAUGGUGAUGUUCGAGCAGCCUGAGGAGGAGCAGGGCGUGACGGAGGAGAAGACCUUCGAGGUGACGGAGGCCAUCCCUGACGUGGAGCUCUUCGACUAUAAAACCUCCACCCGCUCGAUCCACGUCCUCAGCGGAGCGUGGAUCGCCUACUCCCAUGUGGACUUCUCAGGGAACCAGUACAUCCUAGAGAAAGGCUUCUACAACAACUGUGCUGACUGGGGCUCCCAGGACACCCGGGUCUGCUCGGUCCAGCCCAUCUUACCGGCUCCAGCUGAAUCCUCCGGCCCCAGAGAGGAGAUCAUCCUGUACUCUGAACCAGACUUUCAGGGCGAAUGCCUCGUCUUUCACCACAGCCAGGGGGCGCUGUCAGAGAAAUUCCUCACCAGGUCGUGUCGAGUGGUGAGGGGAAGCUGGGUCCUCUGUGAGAAUAAGCAGUUUUCUGGGAACAUGCAUGUCCUAUCUGAGGAGGACUAUCCCAAUCUGACCAGUAUGGGCUGCCCCUCCAGCUGCCCAGUGCUCUCCAUCAAGCUGGUGCCGAUGACGCUGUCGGUGCCGUCCGUGUCUCUGUUCGGACUCGAAGGUCUGGAGGGCCGGGAGAUCACCACCGAGUCGGAGGUCACCAGUCUGGUCCAGGAUGGCUUCAACGACCACAUCCUGUCGGUCCGGGUCAACAGCGGCUGUUGGGUUUUAUGUGAGCAUAGCAACUACAGGGGGCGCCAGUUCCUCCUGGAGCCGAUAGAAAUCACCAACUGGCCCAAGUUCAGCUCCCUGGACCGGGUCGGGUCCAUGUACCCCGUCAGACAGAAGUGUCACUUUUUCCGGGUGAAGAACAAGGAGAGCGGUCACUUCCUGUCGGUGCAGGGCGGGGUGGAGGAGCUGAAGUCGGGUCGGGUGGUGGCGGCAGCGGAGGUGGAGCCGCUGAGCGACAUCUGGUUCUACCAGGAGGGACGGAUUAAAAACAAGCUCUCUCCCUCCAUGUGUCUGCAAGUGAUGGGCAGCGUGGAACCGGCAGCCAAGGUGGUUCUGUGGAACGAGAGCCGGCAGCCGAUCCAGAACUGGUCGGCGAAGAUGCAGGGUCCGAUUGGCAGCCUGACGUUCCCUGGAAUGGUGCUGGACGUUAAAGGCGGCAGAACGUACGAUAAGGAGCAUGUGGUGGUGAUGCCGGAAAACGACGAGAGGCCGAGUCAGCAGUGGGAGAUCCAGCUGCUGUAGCCGGAAACCUGCUGCGCCUUUCUGGAGCUGCAUGUUCUCCUGAAUGCACGGAGACCGGCGGACCGAAUCUGAAACGGUUUACAGGCAGCAGGAGGUUCUGUUACCAAAGAUACUCCCGACCUUCUGGUUCCUCUGAGCUCCUGUAAAUGUUCUGCCUGGAUCGCUACACAUUGACCAGCAGAACAGGAAUGUUUGCUCUCGGUAUGUUUAUAUGUACAUGUGUGUGGACGACGCUGCAGCCGGGUUCUUCCCAUUUUAUUAGCCUCCUACUGCUACAUUAACCUGCUUCUGCUCUGUUAAUAUUUGAAAUGAAAUGCAUUCAGUUGGAAGAUGUUGUUCACCAGGGAAGGGUUUUAAAAUGUUCAAUAAACAAUAAAGCGACUGUUGUUUUGUCAGCUGGUUCUGAA
This is a messenger RNA of Poecilia latipinna (sailfin molly), 6471 nucleotides long. It is a transcript of the gene crybg2, whose product is annotated as crystallin beta-gamma domain containing 2. The coding region runs from base 56 to 6064 and encodes 2002 amino acids. The record is from RefSeq and is a predicted model, not a curated record. Gene Ontology annotation, molecular function: structural constituent of eye lens. Gene Ontology annotation, biological process: visual perception; lens development in camera-type eye. NCBI's taxonomy places the organism in Eukaryota, Metazoa, Chordata, Actinopteri, Cyprinodontiformes, Poeciliidae. The transcript is spliced from 24 exons.